GUCUGAGCGCGUAAACACGCACACGGCCAGCCCCCUCUCCCCUUGCGCACCUACAAACGCACCGACACGCGCAGUUACGCACAAACACUUUUUGUCGGACCAGGGAGGAGAGAAGCGAAAGAGAGGAAGACUGAGCUCCAACUUGUCUCUGUCUGGUUCUUGCCUCCACCAAUGCGCGGAUUUUAUCCUUCCUCCUGCAGACAGGACCGGGAAGCCAUCAGCUGGACCAGACUGGAGUAUGUAAAGUGAUUCUGUUCGGCGAAGUGCAGCAGAACCAGAACAGAAAGAGGAGAAGAGAUGGAUGAACGGAGUUAUUGUCGCGCUUUGCCGACAGCUUUUCUCUGCGUGGUACUUUUGGGAUUUACUGAAGCGCAGUUCUUCCCAGGUGGCUGCACUUUUGAGGAGUCUUACAGCAGCUGUGGGUACAGCGUGUCUUUAGGGACCAACGGAUUUACUUGGGAACAGGUCAACUCCUGGGAAAAACCCACCAUGGACCCUGCACUUCCCACUGGCUCGUUUAUGGUAGUGAAUGCAUCGGGCCGUGCGUCAGGACAGAAGGCUCACCUGUACAUGCCCACCCUGAAGGAGAACGACACCCACUGCAUCGACUUCCUGUACUCUCUGUCCAGUCGUGACGGGGCAAGCCCGGGAACCUUAAACGUCUACAUCAAGGUGAAUGGAGGCGCUCAAGGUAACCCGGUGUGGAACGCCUCGGAUACCGUCACCGAAGGCUGGGUCAAGGCUGAACUCGCCAUUUCCACAUUCUGGCCCAACUCCUACCAGGUAAUAUUCGAGGCGGUUUCGGUCCAAGGCCACCCAGGUUUCAUCGCCAUCGAUGACAUACGAGUUCUCGCUCAUCCUUGCCGUAAAGCUCCUCAUUUCCUGCGGCUGCAGAAUGUGGAGGUGAACGUGGGACAAAAUGCCACCUUCCAGUGCACUGCUGGAGGGAAAUGGUCUCAGCAUGAUAAACUCUGGCUGCAGCAGUGGAACGGUAAAGACACGGCGCUGAUGGUGACCAGGGUGGUCAACCACCGCCGCUUCUCUGCGACGGUGAGCGUCGGUGACACGUCGCAGCGUAGCACCAGCCGCUACCGCUGCGUCAUCCGAUCUGAUGGCGGAUCCGGAGUUUCCAACUACGCCGACUUGAUUGUCAAAGCCCCGCCCACUCCCAUCGCUCCCCCUGAACUCCUCGCCGUUGGCGCCACCUACCUGUGGAUCAAACCCAAUGCCAACAGCAUCAUCGGAGAUGGGCCGAUCAUCCUGAAGGAGGUGGAGUACCGCACCACUACAGGAAACUGGGCUGAGACCCACGUGGUUGACGCCCCCACCUACAAGUUAUGGCAUCUGGACCCAGAUGUGGAGUAUGAGAUCAAGGUUCUGCUGUCCAGACCGGGUGAAGGGGGGACUGGGCCGCCGGGGCCGCCGCUGAUAACCAGGACCAAAUGUGCAGAUCCCGUCCACGGACCUCAGAACGUCAACGUGGUGGACGUCCGCGCCCGCCAGCUGACCAUCCAGUGGGAAACGUUUGGAUACGCCGUAACACGAUGCCACAGCUACAAUCUGACGGUUCAGUACCAGUAUGUGUUCAAUCAGCAAGAGUUUGCAGCUGAGGAGUUGAUCCAGACGUCGUCUCAUUACACGCUGAGGGGACUGAGGCCCUUCGUCACGGUCAGGCUGCGCCUCGUUCUGGCCAACCCCGAGGGCAGCAAAGAGAGCGAGGAGAUCGUCAAACAGACGGAGGAGGACGUGCCUGGGUCGGUGCCGAUGGAGUCGCUGCAGAAUACUCCAUAUGAAGAGAAGAUCUUCAUGCAGUGGAAAGCUCCCAAUGAGACCAACGGGGUCAUCACUCUGUAUGAGAUCACAUACAAGGCCCUGAGCUCCCUGGAUCCCAGUGCUGACCUGACGACCCAGAGGGGACGGGUGUUCAAGCUGAGGAACGAGACCCAUCAUCUGUUUGUCGGCCUUUACCCCGGAACCACCUACUUCUUCACCCUGAAAGCCUCCACCAACAAGGGCUUCGGUCCGCCUGUCACCACCCGCAUAACCACAAAGAUCGCAGCUCCCAUGAUGCCGGAGUAUGAAUCAGAAACGGCUCUGAAUGAGACGGAGACGACCAUCACCAUCCUGCUGAAGCCUGCCCAGUCCAGAGGAGCACCAAUCAGCUCCUACCAGCUUGUUGUGAAGGAAGAGAGGAAGUCUAAAAGUCGGCGUGCCGCCUCUGAAGCUCCAGAGUGCUUUUCUGCCCCGUUCAGCUUCCGCAACGCCUCCAUCCUCAACUCUGCGUACUACAUGGCUGCUGAUCUUCCACCAUCCAGUCUGACGGUGGUUCAGCCAUUCACAGUGGGAGACAACAAGAGCUACGGCGGCUUCUGGAACCCUCCGCUGUCACCGGCCAAGAGCUACAGCAUCUACUUCCAGGCUAUGAGCAGAGCCAAUGGGGAAACCAAAAUCAACUGCGUCCGUCUGGCUCGCAAAGUGGUAAUAGGUAGGGGACAAAUAACAACGCCGUACAUUCUAGUCAUCCCAAGCGAAGGUGCAUCCACCCAGGAUUCAGACGCCAUGGAGCCGGAGAAGCAGGUGGACAGCACGGUGAAAAUGGCUGGCAUGAUCGCAGGGAGUCUCAUGAUCAUCAUCAUCCUCCUCGGAGUCAUCCUGACCUUCAAGCGCAGAGAGAUUCACACAUGGAGAACUCUGAGCGUGGGAAGACAUGCUUAUUCCUACUCUUAUUACCUGAAGUUGGCCAAAAAGCAGAAGGAAACUGCGAGCAGCUCCACCCAGCAGAGGGAGAUGGGUCCGGUCACCACGGCUGAUAAGAGCACCACUAAAGUCAGCACCUUGCACAAAGACGACCCGUUCUCCACGUCCAGCCCAGACCUCAACGGCUUCACCUCCCCCUCUCCCUGCUCCUUCUCUGUGCAGGGAAGCAAAACGCUGCAGAGCAAAUCCUUGCUGAAUUCCUACUACUCAGUAUCCAAAGAGCCUGUUCCAGCUACAACUUCAAUAGAUGGAAGCCAGCCGUCUCUUGCCCAGCCAUCCCUGACAUUACAGAGUUUUCCUUACGGAGGCUGUGAGUCUGUGGAGCUCUCCUACCAGAGCGGUCAGUUCCAGGCGGGCCAGUUUCAGCCAGCUAUUCGAGUUGCAGAUCUCCUGCAGCACAUCACACAGAUGAAAUGUGGACAAGGAUAUGGGUUCAAGGAAGAAUAUGAGGCUCUGGCGGAGGGACAGACAGCACCUUGGGAGACAGCCAAGAAGGACGAGAAUCGCAACAAGAACCGCUAUGGCAACAUCAUCGCAUAUCCCACAGACGAUCACACCAGAGUCCGACUGCAGCUGCUGGAUGGAGACCCCCACUCCGACUACAUCAACGCCAACUAUAUUGAUGGCUAUCACAGACCCAGACAUUACAUCGCAACACAAGGACCCAUGCAGGAAACGGUGAGGGAUUUCUGGAGGAUGGUUUGGCAGGAAAACUCGGCCUCUAUCGUCAUGGUUACAAAUCUGGUGGAGGUGGGAAGGGUGAAAUGUGUCCGUUACUGGCCUGAUGAAACAGAGGUUUAUGGAGACAUCAAGGUGACCCUGAUAGAAACUGAGCCUCUGGCUGAAUACGUCAUCCGGACAUUCACUGUCCAAAAGAAGGGCCACCACGAGAUCCGUGAACUUCGUCAAUUUCACUUCACCAGCUGGCCGGAUCACGGCGUUCCCUGUUACGCCACGGGACUGCUGGGCUUCAUACGGCAGGUCAAGUUCCUCAAUCCACCGGACGCGGGGCCCAUAGCGGUACACUGCAGUGCUGGUGCAGGGAGGACAGGUUGCUUCAUCGCUGUGGACAUCAUGCUGGACAUGGCAGAGAAUGAAGGAGUGGUGGACAUUUUCAACUGCAUCCGUGAACUGAGAUCCCAACGGGUCAACAUGGUCCAGACAGAGGAGCAGUAUGUGUUUGUUCAUGACGCCAUCUUGGAAGCAUGUCUAUGUGGGAACACAGCGAUUCCAGUGUGCGAGUUCAGAGCGGUUUACUACAAUAUCAGCAGACUGGAUCCACAGACCAACUCCAGCCAGAUUAAAGAUGAGUUCCAGACGCUGAAUAUAGUGACACCUAGAGUUCGUCCAGAAGACUGCAGCGUGGGCUUACUGCCCCGGAACCAUGAUAAGAACCGCAGUAUGGACGUUCUGUCUGCUGACAGAUGUCUGCCUUUUCUCAUAUCUGUUGAUGGAGAGAGCUCCAACUACAUCAACGCUGCAUUAAUGGAUAGCCACAAACAGCCAGCAGCCUUCAUUGUUACCCAGCAUCCUUUGCCAAACACCAUGGGGGACUUCUGGCGGCUGGUGUUUGACUACAACUGCUCCUCCAUUGUCAUGCUGAAUGAGAUGGAUGCAGCACAGUUAUGUAUGCAGUACUGGCCGGAGAAGAACUCAUGCUGUUACGGCCCGAUUCAAGUGGAGUUCAUAUCAGCGGACAUCGAUGAAGACAUCAUCAACCGAAUCUUCAGGAUCUGCAACAUGGCCCGGCCUCAGGACGGUUACCGCCUGGUGCAGCACUUUCAGUUCAUUGGCUGGCCGGCCUACAGGGACACGCCUCUUUCUAAGCGCUCCAUCCUCCAGUUGGUCAGGAGGUUGGCCAAGUGGCAGGAGCAGUACGACGGAGGAGACGGGAGGACUGUGGUGCACUGCCUCACUGGUGGAGGACGAUCUGGAACGUUUUGUGCCAUCUGCAGCAUCAAUGAGAUGAUCCAGCAGCAGAACAUUGUGGAUGUUUUCCACACAGUCAAGACACUGAGGAACAACAAGACAAACAUGGUGGAGACGAUGGAACAGUACAAGUUCUGCUAUGAAGUGGCUUUAGAGGCUCUGAACUCCUUCUGAUCCGCUGCAGACGCCUCCCGUUUUUCUCAAAGCUACACUGAGACACACAGAGUGAAAAACAGCCUCCUGUUGAUCUGAACUCAACCUGGGAGAGUGUGUGUGUAUGCGUGUGUGUGUGUGUGUGUGUGUGUGCAUCCUUUUGGUGCGCCUGUGACCUGUACAGAGGAUGGGGGGAAAGCCGCCAACAAACACACUCAUUGUUUUGUGAAUGCAUUUGCUUCAGCAAAACAAUGGACUUUACAUGCUUGUAUAAAGAGAAAUUAUGUUAAAAAAUUGAGAUGUUUAAAAAAAAAAGCAAAUUUUUUUCCCUUUGUUUUCUUUCUCUUUCCUCUCUGCCAGGCUGUGAUGUGACUAAUGUACAGUAUUUCCUUUUUAGAUAUAUUCUACGCCUUGAAUGUUGUCUCCCUCUGAAGGCUCGAAGCACACUGGAAGAUUUCACAGAAUGAAAGUCAGGUUAAAAUAAAAGAAAUACAAUUUUUUAUAGCACAUUUGCUCUUUGACUAAAACAAACUGUUACUAAUGCAACAAAAUUAGGUUUACCAGGUCAGAAUACAAAAACUGCAGGACAUGGAUCAACAUGUCCUACCUUUGAAGGCCAAAGCAACUCUGAACUUUUUCUCUGUCUGGCUCUGUACAAUGAUGAAAAGUGAGUCUUCCAGUGUGCAUCCUCUCUUUCUGUAAAUAAGAUAAGGCAACCACAGUCAAACAAACAAACACCACAACAAAAUUAUUUCACUGCAGCUCUGAAAAGCUGUUUGUCAUUUUCAUUCAUUUAUAAUUUGGUGCGUUUUCUUUCUACAGCCUGUACAUGUGUGAAAAUAAGAUUUUUUUAUAUUUUGCAUUUUGCUUUUUCAGCUGCUGGAACAGGAUCCGGGUGCUUGAUUGUUGCGUUAAAAAAAGUAUCUUUUUUGGAAAGAAUUUUGCGUCCGUCCAACUGUUGGUGAUGCAUUUGCAUGUGUGACACUUUGAGCUCAGUUGAGCAGCAUUAGCCUGUGGAAAGGUGUAAAUAUGGAGAGAGGAAACCUUUUUCGCACUAUUUUUGCAAUGAAAGAUGGAUUUGAUCCAUUUAAGAUACGUGCUCACCAAAUCGGAUCAGAAAGAAAUUUACUCUGUUAAGUGUCCUUGAUUUCCGUCCAAUUAUUAAGCCAUGCUCUAAGGUUUUAGAGGUGAAGUUUCAGUUUCAACCCUCCACUUUCUAAUCAUCUAAAUUACAAAGAUAUGGUUCACAUUUAUUUUUACUCUGCAAAAAGGAGAGCAGGUUUAAAAAAAUCUGACUUUAUUGGGUAGAAAAUUAUUUCAGCCUAUAAACAGAGAGGCUACAAGAGAACCUCUUUUAAUCUCAAGAGAAUUUUCCAGGUGGUAGAGACCGUAGGUAUCUGUUCCCUCCCAUUUAGUCGGGGGAUAGAGAAAAUACACCCUGUUGGCGUUAUCAGACGUUACAUACCAGGACACAAUAAAAAUGAUCUUGUCUUUACCAGGUUCUAAGAUGAUUCAAAUGUGUACAAAACAUGCAGUAGUCAACCAGCUGCUAAAUGGGGAAAGCAGCAUCACGUCUAAUGCGCUAAUAACAAAAUAAUAUUUCCUCAAGCAUUUUAGCUAACUAUGAAAACAUUUAGUGCACUUAAAUUUUUCUGGAUAAAUUUUAAAGCUAAUUUAGUUGCCAACCUUCAGUUGAAUAAAGUGUGGAUUAUCGACUGUUACAAAUUCUUCAGGUUGAUAGAUGUUUAUAUUCUUGCUCUCAUUUUGAAGUGAGCUAAGACUGUUGAUGUUACAGACAGUUUGCUUUUUUCUCCCCACAUUCUUUCCCCCUCUAAUAACUAUUUCAAACAAGAAAGAUGCAAAAGAAAGGACAAAUAAAGUAAUAAAUAUUAAUCUAAGGGCAUUAAACAACAUGCAAAUUAUGAAAACAUUAAAUUUGUGCUCAGGAAUUGUAAUCCUUCCAGAGCAUAUACAAAUCUAAUUGACGUUAGCACAACUAACAUUUUAGCUACUGUAGUUUUGUUACUUAAAAAGCACACAUUUUCAGUCUGAAAGCAGGAUUACAUGUCUUUUGUUCUCAAAACUUUUAAUACUUUUGCUUAGGUUUUCCUUUGAAAGCAGGACUUCAUGUCUUUCUUAAAACUUGUAAUGUUUACCCAAACCUUUCUCCUCGCAGAACUCUGCUCGUUUAAGAAACUUUCUCUGCUUGACUUUGGAAUAACACAGGGUGUGUUUGUUUCCUUCUAGCGGAAACAAACGGUACAACACUUUCAUUCUAUUGGCUGAGAGGUUGCCAGGUGACUGUGCCAAAAGGCAGUUUCAUGUUUUGUAAGCGAGCAGAAACUAAUUGUGAGCGCGAGUUUUGAGUACAAGUGUUACGAGUUUUGAAACGAAAGACAUGAAGUUCUGCUUUCAAAAUAUAAUAAGUAAGCAAAAAUAUGAAGUUUUUAGAACAGAAGACGUAAAGUUCUGCUUCGGGACUGAAAAUGUGUGCUCUUGAAUUAUGGCAGAAAAAUGAACCCAUAUGACAGCAGUGAAAGACUUGAUCAACUUGAUUUAAAAAAAAAAAAUCCUCGCCGAAACAAAAGUCUGCAAACAUAAUUAAAUAUAAGCAUCUUUGUAAGGAAGAAUAGCUGAGAAUUUCCUUCCUAACAGUCUGUGUGAUCACUGAAAUUAUUGGAUCUAUGUAUAAUUUCUUCAUCUAUCCAUCCAUCCAUUUUCUUACACCCUUCUUCCCUAAUGGGGUCGGGAGGGUUGCUGGUUCCUCUCCAGCUGCGUCCCGGGCGAGAGGCGGGGGUCACCCUGGACAGGUCGCCAGUCUGUCACAGGGCAACACAGAGACAAACAACCAUGCACACACACUCACACCUAGGGAGAAUUUAGAGAAACCAAUUAACCUGACAGUCAUGUUUUUGGACUGUGGGAGGAAGCCGGAGAACCCAGAGAGAACCCACCAUGCACAGGGAGAACAUGCAAACUCCAUGCAGAAAGACCCCGGGCUGGGAAUCGAACCCAGGACCUUCUUGCUGCAAGGCAACAGCUCUACCAACUGCGCCACUGUGCAGCCCUCAUAAUUUCUUCAUUUUGGCAUAUUUGUUUUAAUAAUUGUGGAGGUUUUGGGGCAUUUUUAUACACUUGAGUUCCGAUUCCAAUUGUUUUGGAAUAGCAUGUAGACUGUAUUUGUUUUUCUUGUUUCCUGAAAUCUAAAACAUUAACACUGAAACAGGGAUUUUCCUCCAAACCUAACUUUACCUUAAGCCUUUUAGAACCAGAAAGUAUAAUUCAUUCCUGUGUUGGUUAUUUUAUACAGAAAUUUCUCAUAAUUGAAUGAUUUGAUCAACAAAAAUAUGUUCAUAAUCAAAAAGCAGCAAGACUCACUCAGUAAAACAUGUAUAAAAGAAUAUGACAGUCUUUGUUUACGUUCCCUUCUUGCCCUGAGCUCGAGUCCAUUUGGACUUUUUAUGGACCUAUUGAGACAGACUAUAACAGUUCUAUACUGAAGACAGCAUGAAUGACAGAAAUCUUUACCCAUUUUUCAUUUUUACAGAGGCUUUAUUUUACUUUAUGUGCUUGAUUCAUGGCUCUUGUACUAUAUUUUAUUUCUGAUCCAUUCAUUGUGAGGUUUUGUCCUGAAUUUGUACAUUUCUUUUGUAAAAUUCUUACUCUGAUGAUUAUUUGUCAAGCAAAGUGCUGUUUAGACCUGGUGAUGCCAUUUUCAUUGGUUGUUUAGUUGUUUGAAAUGUGGUUAACAGUAAAUAAAGGGACCAAAAC
Messenger RNA from Gambusia affinis (western mosquitofish), 8610 nucleotides. RefSeq names its product protein tyrosine phosphatase receptor type T (gene ptprt). NCBI's taxonomy places the organism in Eukaryota, Metazoa, Chordata, Actinopteri, Cyprinodontiformes, Poeciliidae. Bases 298 to 4860 code for a protein of 1520 amino acids. Gene Ontology annotation, molecular function: protein binding; protein tyrosine phosphatase activity. Gene Ontology annotation, cellular component: membrane. The record is from RefSeq and is a predicted model, not a curated record. The transcript has 38 exons. Gene Ontology annotation, biological process: protein dephosphorylation.